Molecule: messenger RNA, 2646 nt
Organism: Anolis sagrei ordinatus
Lineage: Eukaryota; Metazoa; Chordata; Lepidosauria; Squamata; Anolidae
Source: RefSeq, a predicted model, not a curated record
GCGCUUCCCUGAGAGAACGGCGCUGCGUCCGGGUUUGUGUGUCAGCUGACAGGGAGGCCCGCGUUCCAACAUGGCUGUCUGGCUGGGGGUGGCGUUGCUUGGGCGCAAGAGGAAGAGAAGCGAGGCGGGCACGCUGUGGCCCUUGGGGGCCCUGUGGCUGGCCUGCCUGGCGGCGCGGAGUGCGGCGAAUGGCGAGCCCCCCUUGAAGUGCGAAGACCUGCGGCCGGGACAAUAUAUCUGUGAAGAUCCUAAAAUAGACAAUGAGACUCAAGAACCCUUGAAGUGUACAAACCAUACUGCAUAUGUUCCUUGCCUUCCAGCACCAAAUAUUACAUGUAAGGAUUAUAGUGGAAAUGAAACCAAGUUUACUGGAAUGGAAACUGGAUUUUUCAAGCCUGUGGAGUGUCGAAAUGUAAAUGGUUACUCUUACAAAGUAGCAGUAGCUCUGUCUUUAUUUCUUGGAUGGUUGGGAGCAGAUAGAUUUUAUCUGGGAUAUCCUGCAUUGGGCUUGUUAAAGUUCUGCACAGUAGGAUUUUGUGGGAUUGGAAGUUUGAUUGAUUUCAUUCUAAUUUCAAUGCAGAUUGUGGGACCUUCAGAUGGCUCUAGUUACAUCAUAGAUUAUUAUGGAGCAAGGCUUACCAGGCUGGUUAUUACAAAUGAGACAUUCAGAAAACCCCAGCUAUACCCCUGAACUUGUCUGUAACUGCCUUGAACAAGAAUUUAGCUCCAUUUCCUCCAUUUUAAUGGGAGGAAGAUGAAUAAUAGAUGGUGGAAGUGGACUUUGUUCAAAGAAUGUGAUUUGAAGAAGUCCUGGGCACCAUCAACUCUCUGCACAAGCUCUACCUGGCAAACCAUUUCAUCAUACAUGUGACUGGUUGCAUCAAACAAGUUAGGGCUUUCGUGGCAUGAUUUAAAACAGCCCAAUUAAGAAGAGGACAGUGACAUGUCUUUUAAAUGAUUUUACUCAUCGUUAUUUAUUUAUGUACAGUGGACUUGUACAAGUUGGACAAAACUGUGAAAAGCGGACAUGUAAAUAUCAAAGACAGCAAGAAAGGACCUCACAUCCAGCAUCCCUAUCCCUUCUGCUCUUUCAAACCAAAAAGAGCUCAAACAAGCAAAACAUUACGUUGUUUUACAGAUGUACAAAGUUCUAGCUCAUUCGCUCUUCCUCCCUUGCACCAAGUACAUCUUGUACUUUUGGCAACAAGUUGACUGGAUAUUUAAAAGCUGCAAACUGCUCUGAAAGUUUCACAUUGUGGGUUAUGGGCCAUGUGUGUUUGAUCAAAAUUCAAUUACUGCACCGUGCCAGGCUUGGAAACCUAUCAUUGCAAGUUAUGAAGUAUGACGAAAUAAGCUACUCUAAUUGGUUCAGUAUGGGGAGCAGUCUCAACCAAGCUUGUUAUGAUAAAUAGCUUCCUGUGCUAAAGGUUCUCUGGAGCUUAAGUGUCUUGGCUCACCUCCUUCCACAGAAUAAGGAUAUUGUUCCCCAGGAACACUUACAUCACUGUCCUUCUCCCAAUUCAGAAUUAAAUGUUUGUAGCAUUUUCAUCUUGCUCUUAUUGAGAAAUAUAAACACUGCUGUCAUUUCCCUUGUCUUCCAUGCUCUCACUUCUCCUUCCAGUCAUAAAGUGUCUGACAUCGCAUUUUAAUACUUCCAACUACUGUUAUUGGCCAUUUUACUUUUGUCAGCUAUGCUAUGUUGCCACUUGGAAAAUCGUAAGUGGUGCUUGAAGCUUAACCUACUUUUUCAUAGCUAAAAAAAGACAAGGAAUGAACUGUGGCGCUAAACAUACAGUGGCACUUGUUGAAUAUGUGGCUUCAACUACUACUGGUAGUUUUAACGGUAUCUGCUUCUAGAAGAAACAUUAGGCCUAUAGCUAAUAAAGGUAAUGCACAGAACUGUCUCUGACAUGCCUAUAUACUUGUGUGUAGCAACACUAAAGGGAGGCAGAAUGCAGAUCGGGAUGCAUUGAUGGGUUUCCUAGCAAUUUCUAGUCGAGGAACAAAGGGUUCCAGAUCUCUAUAAUUUUAUAAAAUGAAAUACUUCCUCCUUCCUAAAGUAGACAUACAACUUUGUGGUCAAAAGUUCCACAGAAAACAAUGUGCCAUAUUGGUAGAAAUGCUAUAAAUUAAAUAAUAAAUACAUUAAAUCAAUCAAUCAAAAGUCCUUUAUAGCAGACUCUCAGUAAACUGGAUCUCUAGCAGCUGGAACUCUCAAGUGACCAGUAAAGAAAUGACAAAAUAAUUAUGUGAAUUUAAAAAAAAAACAUGUUUAUAACAUGCUAAAAUAGUGUUACGUUAUGUUUGUCUUUAUCUUAAUUUGAUUUUAAUUACUGUAUUUCAAUAUUAAUAUCAAGUCAAUACAGAAUUUUUGGUAUGGUGUAUAGUAUUAGUGAGGCCUAUGUUUAAUAGUAACUCUCAAGCAACCAGAAACUACAUUUAUCCAACAUCUACCAACCUCUAUGGGUGCUGUUUAACAGAGAGUCUACUAUAUUUCUCAAAUCUGAGCCACUUUGUACUUGUUUCCACUUGGUGAGCCAAUGACAAACCAUGAAGAAUCUCAUGUUAUAUGUUUUUGUAGAAAACUGUAAAGUAUUUAAUAUGGCUGCUGCUCUUGCCGGAGUAAUACAAACUUAUUCUUGUUGA